AUGAAGCAGAGCUCUUUAUCUCUUCCAGGUUUUGGUCGGAAGGAUGUAGUUGAAUAUUUACUUCAAAGUGGUGCCAAUGUCCACGCGCGAGAUGAUGGAGGCCUUAUUCCUCUUCACAACGCUUGCUCUUUUGGUCAUGCUGAAGUUGUCAAUCUUCUCUUGCGGCAUGGUGCAGAUCCCAACGCUCGGGAUAAUUGGAAUUACACUCCCCUUCAUGAAGCUGCUAUUAAGGGCAAGACAGAUGUCUGCAUUGUACUGUUGCAGCAUGGUGCUGAACCAACCAUCCGGAACACAGAUGGAAGAACAGCUUUGGAUCUAGCAGACCCAUCUGCAAAAGCAGUGCUGACUGGUGAAUACAAGAAAGAUGAACUCUUGGAAAGUGCCAGGAGUGGAAAUGAAGAAAAGAUGAUGUCUCUUCUUACACCAUUAAAUGUUAACUGUCAUGCAAGUGAUGGCAGAAAGUCUACUCCUUUACAUUUAGCAGCUGGGUAUAAUCGUGUAAAAAUAGUACAGCUCUUACUGCAACAUGGGGCUGACGUACAUGCUAAGGAUAAAGGAGAUUUGGUGCCACUUCACAAUGCCUGUUCCUAUGGUCAUUAUGAAGUAACAGAGCUUCUAGUAAAGCAUGGAGCAUGUGUGAAUGCAAUGGAUCUGUGGCAAUUCACCCCUCUGCAUGAAGCAGCUUCUAAGAACAGGGUGGAAGUAUGUUCUCUUUUGUUAAGUUAUGGUGCUGACCCAACACUGUUGAACUGUCACAACAAAAGCACCAUUGAUUUGGCUCCAACGCCCCAAUUAAAAGAACGAUUAGCAUAUGAAUUCAAAGGUCACUCACUGCUACAGGCUGCAAGAGAAUCAGAUGUAGCUCGUAUAAAGAAACAUCUUUCUUUGGAGACAGUGAACUUCAAGCAUCCUCAAACCCAUGAGACAGCAUUGCACUGUGCUGCUGCAUCUCCAUAUCCUAAGAGAAAACAAGUAUGUGAAUUGCUGCUGAGGAAGGGAGCCAACAUCAAUGAAAAAACAAAAGACUUCUUGACUCCUCUGCAUGUGGCAUCAGAAAAGGCUCAUAAUGAUGUUGUUGAAGUAGUUGUGAAACAUGAAGCUAAGGUUAAUGCGUUAGAUAGUCUUGGCCAGACAUCUCUUCAUAGAGCAGCACAUUGUGGUCAUCUUCAGACGUGCAGGUUGCUGUUGAGUUCUGGAUGUGAUCCUUCCAUUGUGUCUCUGCAGGGCUUUACAGCCUUACAAGUGGGGACUGAAAGUGUGCAACAGUUACUACAAGAAGGUAUCCCAUUAGGUAAUUCCGAUGCAGAUCGACAGUUGCUGGAGGCUGCAAAGGCUGGAGAUGUGGAUACUGUAAAAAAACUAUGUACAGUUCAAAGUGUGAACUGCAGAGAUAUUGAAGGGCGCCAGUCUACACCACUUCAUUUUGCGGCUGGAUAUAAUAGGAUAUCCGUUGUUGAAUAUCUUCUUCAGCAUGGAGCUGAUGUGCAUGCAAAAGAUAAAGGAGGACUUGUCCCUUUACAUAAUGCUUGCUCGUAUGGUCACUAUGAAGUUGCAGAACUGCUUGUUAAACAUGGUGCAGUUGUCAAUGUAGCUGACUUGUGGAAAUUCACUCCUUUGCAUGAAGCUGCAGCAAAAGGAAAAUAUGAGAUCUGCAAACUCCUGUUACAGCAUGGAGCUGACCCUACGAAAAAAAACAGAGAUGGAAAUACUCCUCUAGACCUUGUUAAAGAUGGUGAUACUGAUAUUCAAGACUUACUUAGAGGAGAUGCAGCUCUACUAGAUGCUGCAAAGAAAGGUUGUUUGGCCCGAGUAAAAAAGCUGUGUUCACCUGACAAUGUCAACUGUCGGGACACUCAAGGACGGCAUUCAACACCACUACAUUUAGCAGCUGGUUACAAUAAUUUGGAGGUUGCAGAGUACCUGUUACAGCAUGGAGCAGAUGUGAAUGCACAGGAUAAAGGAGGUUUGAUCCCUCUGCAUAAUGCGGCAUCUUAUGGGCAUGUUGAUGUAGCAGCUUUACUUAUAAAGUAUAAUGCAUGUGUGAAUGCUACGGACAAAUGGGCUUUCACACCUCUGCAUGAAGCAGCCCAGAAAGGAAGAACACAGCUUUGUGCCUUGUUACUGGCACAUGGGGCUGACCCUACUCUGAAAAACCAGGAAGGACAAACACCAUUGGACCUGGUCACUGCAGAUGAUGUCAGCACAUUACUGACAGCUGCAAUGCCUCCUUCCGCCUUACCCACUUGCUACAAACCUCAGGUUAUAAGUGUGGCUCAGUCUACAGGUUCUACAGCUGAUUCCCUGUCUUCAGUUCCAUCCAGUCCAUCCAGUCUGUCUACUGCAAGUAGUCUCGACAACCUGUCUGGUAGUUUUUCUGAACUUGCUUCUGUGGUUGGUCCCAACAGUGCAGAGGGAGGUACUGUUCUGGAGAAAAAAGAAGUUUCAGGUGUAGAUUUUAGCAUAAAUCAGUUUGUGCGGAACCUUGGCCUUGAACAUCUAAUUGAUGUAUUUGAGAGAGAACAGAUAACACUGGACGUAUUGGUUGAAAUGGGACACAAAGAAUUGAAGGAAAUUGGAAUUAAUGCUUAUGGACAUAGGCAUAAAAUCAUUAAAGGAGUUGAAAGACUCAUUUCUGGACAGCAAGGUAUAUACUUGUUUCAAAAUAUUAUGUAACAGUACCGUUAUAGAAUC
Molecule: messenger RNA, 2691 nt
Organism: Pterocles gutturalis (yellow-throated sandgrouse)
Lineage: Eukaryota; Metazoa; Chordata; Aves; Pterocliformes; Pteroclidae
Gene: TNKS2
Product: tankyrase, TRF1-interacting ankyrin-related ADP-ribose polymerase 2
Exons: 20
Coding region: 1-2673 (890 amino acids)
Cellular component (GO): cytoplasm; nucleus
Molecular function (GO): protein binding
Source: RefSeq, a predicted model, not a curated record